AUGAGUUUCUCACUCCGUCUUCUACUCCUUACAAGUCAGCUCUGCAUUGCCGCAUUUGCUGGACAACAAUAUGAUCUCCCAAAUACGUGGACUAGCUACGGCUUCACGGCGCCAAUCUCGGUGGGAAACCCGCCGCAGGAAUUGGAUAUUCUAAUGGAUUGGACGUGGAUCAGCGCAUAUGUCUGGACUGGGACUUGCUACCAUCAUCCAAAUUCCCCUCAAAAGUGCCUCAACCCCGAGCAGACGUAUUUCAACCAGUCGGCCUCACACACGUUCCGCUACAUGCCCGCGUUGUACCCUAGUCGCACAUGGGAUCCGAAUCAUUUCUUUCCGAACGAGCCAGCUUUGGUCAACUAUGCGACCGAUUAUUUCACAGUCGGAUUCGAAAGUACGAACGUCGUUCUCCAGACUUCAGACUUUACCUUCAACCUGACAGAGUUCGCCUACCCUUUUGCUGGUAUCUACGGAUUGUCUCCUGUUUUCAAAGGCGACAAUGCCUCCCUCCAAUCGCCUUUCUAUCAGUCAUAUCGCAAGGACGCCUGGGAAUCCCCUGUCGUAGCUUGGCACUUCUGUUAUACUGGCUCUCCCGACCUUGCAAAGGCUACUUGCGGGGGUCACGAUGCCAUACAAACACAUGGGGGAAUCAACAAAACGCUAGUGGACGAGAAAGAAAUUCGAUGGUAUCAAAAUGAGGUGUUUCCCGAUGUCAACAACAUUGACUUCAUCUACGACCCUGCCGUCCUCAAUUACUGGGCGAUUGAAGUCGAGAGUGUGAAAAUUGGGGAUGAGAAACAAUUUGUCACAUCGACCCCAAAUAAUCCUGGCCCUGCGGCCAUCUUUGAUCAUGCGAGUUACGGUCGCGGCAUGCCGCUAUCGCCGGCCAUUUACGAACGCCUGGUUGCUGCGACCGAGGGAAAACCUGUAACGCUUAACAAACCCCCCAACAACGGUGAGCAGGCCUUCUAUCAGGUUGACUGCGCCUGCAUUGACGAUUUUCCGACCGUGAGCUACGUCUUCAAGGGCGAUCAAAAGGAGUGGAGUAUUGUGCCCCGCAACUAUGUUGAGAAGAUCGACGAUUCAACGUGCGUAUUGAAUGUGAGGACUGUCGGCAAUCACGCCCAGUUCUUGGGUAAUUUUGGAGAGACAUUCGCCAAGGAUAAAUACAUUAUCUUCGAUUGGGAGAAGCUGGCAGUCGGUAUUGCCGAUAUCCAAUGGGGGAAUGUGGUUGUUUGA
This is a messenger RNA of Penicillium vulpinum, 1233 nucleotides long. RefSeq names its product pepsin-like aspartic protease. The transcript has 2 exons. Gene Ontology annotation, biological process: proteolysis. Lineage: Eukaryota; Fungi; Ascomycota; Eurotiomycetes; Eurotiales; Aspergillaceae. Gene Ontology annotation, molecular function: aspartic-type endopeptidase activity. The coding region runs from base 1 to 1233 and encodes 410 amino acids. The record is from RefSeq and is a predicted model, not a curated record.